AUGAGAAGAGCGGCUGAAAGGGCGCUGGAAGGCAGGGGCGUGGAGCCCCUGGUGCAGUACCGCCUGGGGGCGCCGGAGGUGGGCGAGCUGCCUGCCCUGGAGGACGCCUACCUGAGCAUCCUGAAGGGGGUGGGGGAGAACCCUGCCACCCCCAAAGCCAUGCAGUUCCUCACCAAAGGCUACCAAGAGACCAUCGAGGAUAUACUCAAUGAUGCAAUCUUUGAUGAAGAUCAUAAUGAAAUGGUGAUCGUCAAGGAUAUUGAUAUGUUUUCCCUUUGUGAGCACCACUUGGUACCCUUCUUUGGCAAGGUACAUAUUGGAUACUUACCUACAAAGAAAGUGGUUGGACUAAGCAAGCUUGCAAGAAUUGUUGAAAUCUUUAGUCGAAGACUGCAAGUUCAGGAGCGGCUUACCAGACAGAUUGCUCUGGCAAUUACUGAGGCUCUGAAACCUGCUGGAGUGGCUGUGAUUGUAGAAGCAUCGCACAUGUGCAUGGUUAUGCGAGGGGUUCAGAAAAUGAACAGCAGAACUGUCACCAGUACCAUGCUUGGAGUUUUGCGAGAAGAUCCAAAAACCAGAGGAGAAUUUCUUACGCUGAUUAAGAAUUAAAUGGAAAGAGCUUCCCACUCAUGGUUUGUUGGCUCCAAAGUAAAAAUCAAUUGCAAGAAACUAAUUACCGUGUGGGAUGCAGACUGUUUAUAGAGUUUGUGUUUUAGAAAUACCAUGUGACAUACUGGUUCUCAUUAAUGUCUUGUAAUGUUGUAAAAUAUUUGGUAAAGAAUUGACAUGCCUAAAUCAAAAUUGCUGAACUGAAAUUAGCAGUUUCCCAAUGCUAACCAUAAAGUGCCAUGUAAACAUGUUGCUAGAUGAGAGCUAAAUCAAGCCAUCCUACCCAGAAAAUUAAAACCAAAAAACAAUCACCACAGGAAAAUGAAAUUAAGCACAAAAUCCUGUGACUUUUAUGAAUCAAUCUUCAGUACUUUUGUGCCCCUUGUAUUAGGUAAAGGGGUCAGAAAACCAGCAAAUCUCCCCCACCAGUGAUUCUUUUAGUGCAGAGGUUGGCAACCUUUUCAAACCAAAGAGCCAGACUACAUCAAAAUUCAGAACAAGUGAUCAACAAAGAGCCAGAUAAGAAUGCAGGAGUCAGGGAGGGGGU
This is a messenger RNA of Pelodiscus sinensis (Chinese soft-shelled turtle), 1156 nucleotides long. Lineage: Eukaryota; Metazoa; Chordata; Testudines; Trionychidae. The record is from RefSeq and is a predicted model, not a curated record.